Lecanosticta acicola is the source of this 990-nucleotide messenger RNA. Lineage: Eukaryota; Fungi; Ascomycota; Dothideomycetes; Mycosphaerellales; Mycosphaerellaceae. The record is from the annotation of a GenBank genome assembly.
AUGAUUGGAAAAGAGGAUUUCGACAAAUUACUGCAAGCCCGCGGCACCUUGGUGAUAGAUGGCGCUCUCGCUACCGAACUCGAAGCCCGAGGCUCCGACUUGAACCAUGCGCUCUGGUCUGCAAAGAUUCUGAAAGAUGAUCCGGCCAGCAUUGAGAAGGUGCAUUUGGAUUACUACCUUGCUGGUGGGGACAUCGCGAUCACCGCUUCCUACCAAGCGGCUCCGGCGGGACUUCGAGAACACUUUGGGAUGGAUGAAAGUGCCGCCAGAGAUAUGAUCUCAGCCAGCGUAGAUCUGGCAUCUCAGGCUCGACAAACUGCUUACGAACAAGGUCUUCAACGCCGAAUGUUGGUCGCCGGAAGUGUUGGACCUUACGGUGCUUACUUGGCCGACGGAUCAGAGUACCGCGGCGACUAUAUCAGAACAUACAAGGAGCUUAAAGACUUCCAUCGGCCCAGAAUACAGGCUCUUGUGGAUGCGGGUGUGGACCUACUCGCUCUGGAAACUAUACCCAAUGUCAACGAGAUCGAAGCGCUCCUUGAAUUGCUUAAAGAAGAGUUCCCAGAUGCUGUCGCAUGGCUUAGCUGCACAGUCGGAUCUCCCGAGUCCCUGAGCGACGGAACACCAUGGAGCGAUGUGCUUCACCUCGUCAAUGGACACGCGGACCGUAUUGUUGGCUUUGGUAUCAACUGCAUUGCCAUGUCGAUUGCCACUGAUACUUUGAAGAAUAUUGUAACCUUGACGCCGAUUCCCCUGGUGUGCUAUCCUAAUUCUGGUGAAACUUGGGACGCCACCACCAAGACCUGGCAAAGUCUCCAGUCCGGAGAUGUUCUCUACUCAGACAGCAAGGGUACACCGGGUUUGGCUGAGGAAUUGGAUCGCUGGACUGGGGCUGGAGCAAAGCUCAUCGGCGGAUGCUGUCGUACCGGACCUGAAUACAUCAAGGCUGUUUCUCACCAUCUCACCGAAACCCAAAAUCACAAGCGGUGA